Sciurus carolinensis (gray squirrel) is the source of this 439-nucleotide messenger RNA. Its product is annotated as HIG1 domain family member 2A-like. The coding region runs from base 34 to 354 and encodes 106 amino acids. The transcript has a single exon. NCBI's taxonomy places the organism in Eukaryota, Metazoa, Chordata, Mammalia, Rodentia, Sciuridae. Gene Ontology annotation, biological process: mitochondrial respirasome assembly. The record is from RefSeq and is a predicted model, not a curated record. Gene Ontology annotation, cellular component: mitochondrion.
UCCGGAGUAUCUCCUACCUCUGUUGCCCCAGACAUGGCAACUCCUAGCCCUGUGACUCCGGAGACACCCUUUGAACCAUCGAAGCCCCCAGUCAUUGAGGGCUUUAGCCCCAGUGUUUACAGCAAUCCGGAAGGCUUCAAGGAAAACUUCCUUCGCAAGACUCGUGAAAACCCAAUGGUACCCAUAGGCUGCCUGGGCACAGCGGCCGCCCUCUCCUGCGGCCUCUACUGCUUCCAUCGAGGCCAUAGCCAGCGCUCACAGCUCAUGAUGCGUACCCGGAUCGCCGCCCAGGGCUUCACCGUCGCAGCUAUCUUGUUGGGUUUAGCUGCAUCGGCUAUUAAGUCUCGACCCUGAUUCCACUGCCAGCUCGUGAAAGCUCUGCGGAAGAUCAUUCCAAACCCCAGGAGCAACCACCAGCCCUGCCAAGAGACUCAUUCCC